This is a messenger RNA of Theobroma umbraticum, 3814 nucleotides long. Its product is annotated as transcriptional corepressor SEUSS-like. The record is from RefSeq and is a predicted model, not a curated record. NCBI's taxonomy places the organism in Eukaryota, Viridiplantae, Streptophyta, Magnoliopsida, Malvales, Malvaceae.
UUUCUUCGCUCCAUGCGCCUUUCAUCUCUUUCUAUUUCUAAAGAAAACAGACUGAAGAAAGAAAGUGCAGAGACUGCAAUAAAUACCCAAAAAGGCCAAAAAAAAGAGAAGGAUAUAUAUGUAAAUAAAAUUGUACGGACGUAUAUAGAUAUAUAUUAAUACUUAUAACAAAAAUGAUAAUCUGUUGAUAAUGUUUUGUUAUCACAUUGAAAUUCCAAAGAAAUCCAAUUGGAGAAGAGCUUUACGACAAAAUAAAAAUCAUUACUUUAAAUAAUUAAUAUUAUUAUAUUCGGCUUUGUUUGGAGUUGUGUCUGGUAUCUUCUUGGGUUUAUUGCGGAAAAGAUCAACAUUUUCUUCUCUGAAGAAUUUUCAACACUGCCACUUGACACUGUUCUAGUGGUCAGAAGGAAACAGGUGUUACUUCUGUUCCAAAAUGCUGACAAGCUGGAGGUGUUGGUUCUGAAUACUGCCUGGAUAUUGCUUCUUGGUGAAUAGAAUUUAGAUCUUUCUCUGUCAAGGUGCCUGGGGAGGCUCAGCAGGAUAUCUGGGUAUGGUGACUUCAAGCCGUAUUAGUUCACUUUGGUGAAUUUGUUGAGCUGUUGUGGUCUUAUUUCAAGGAAAAUGGUGCCGUCUGGGCCACCAACUCCUAUUGGUGGUGCUCAAUCUGUUUCUCCAGCACUUAUGCGAUCGAAUUCUGCCAUUUUGGGGUCUCAAGGUGGUUCAAUGCCUCAGCAAGCAACAUUUUCUUCACUUGUUUCACCAAGGGCACAGUAUAACAUGAAUUUGCUAGGAAGCACUGCAAACAUUUCAUCACUUCUCAAUCAGACUUUUGGCAAUGGGGGUUUGAACUCUGGCCUAUCUGGUGUGAGUGGUUUCCAACGGGGAGGCUUUGAUGCCGCAGCUGACUCUGAUGCGCUUACUGCUGUAGCAAAUGAGAUUGGUUUUAAUAUACCUCCUUCUUUCACACCAUCAAAUGUUGCAAACUCUGGGUCAUCAGCCCAACUUCAGAAUCAACAAAUUUCAAACUCUUCUGGAAACCCUGCACUGUUAGAUCAACAGCAAUCUCAAGUUCAGCAAUUUGAGCCACAAAAGUUUCAGCAUAAUCAGCAGCCAAUGCAACAGUUCCCUCUUUCUCACAGCCAAUCACAGCAUCAACAGCAGCAGUUUCAAUCAAUCCGAGGAGGGUUAGGGGGCCCUGGUGCAGUCAAGUUGGAGCCUCAGACUAUGAAUGAUCAGGUUGGUCCCCAGCAACAGUUGCAGUCAUUCCGAAAUCAUGGACCAGUGAAGCUAGAGCCUCAACAGAACCAAAUUGGAAGAGGCAUAGCACCUGUGAAAUUGGAGCGUCAACAGUCUGAUCAAGCAAUGCUUUUGCAGCAGCAGCAGCAACAGCAGCAGCAGCAGUUCCUUCAGUUGUCCAGGCAGUCUUCUCAAGCUGCUAUUGCGCAGAUGAAUCUUUUGCAACAACAGCGUUUAUUGCAGAUGCAACAACAGCAACAACUGUUGAAAUCACUUCCUCAGCAAAGGCCUCAACUACAGACUCAAUUUCAGCAGCAGAACUUGCCUAUUAGAUCUGCUGUUAGACCAGUUUAUGAACCAGGAACUUGCGCUCGGCGUUUGACCCAGUACAUAUAUCAGCAACAGCAACAGCGCAGACCUAAUGAUAACAAUAUUGAAUUCUGGCGGAAAUUUGUUGCGGAGUUUUUUGCUCCUAAUGCAAAGAAAAGGUGGUGUGUUUCGUUGUAUGGAAAUAGUCGCCAAACUAAUGGUGUUUUUCCUCAGGACUUAUGGCACUGUGAAAUAUGCAACCGCAAGCCUGGUCGUGGUUUUGAGACAACUGUUGAGGUUCUGCCCAGGCUAUUUAAAAUCAAAUAUGACAGUGGCACUUUGGAGGAGCUUCUUUAUGUUGAUAUGCCACGUGAAUAUCAUAAUGCGAAUGGUCAAAUUGUCCUUGACUAUGCAAAAGCAAUACAAGAGAGUGUCUUUGAGCAUCUUCGUGUAGUACGGGAUGGUCAACUUCGUAUUGUGUUCUCUCCAGAUCUAAAGAUUUGCUCUUGGGAGUUUUGUGCACGACGUCACGAGGAGCUUAUUCCUCGAAGGUUGAUCAUACCUCAGGUAAGUCAACUUGGAGCUGCUGCACAGAAGUAUCAAGCAUCGGCACAGAAUGCAUCAUCCAACUUAUCUGCAGUGGACUUACAGAAUAACUGUAAUAUGUUUGUUGCAUCUGCUCGUCAAUUAGCAAAAGCCUUGGAUGUUCCUUUAGUUAAUGAUUUAGGAUAUACAAAGAGAUAUGUCCGGUGCCUUCAGAUAUCAGAGGUUGUUAAUAGUAUGAAGGAUUUGAUCGAUUAUAGCCGAGAGACAGGAAUGGGACCCAUGGAAAGUCUGGCCAAGUUCCCACGAAGGAGUGCUCCAUCAUCUGCACAGCAUAAUUCAGCUCAGCAGCCUGAGGAGCAGCAGCAAAUUACUGGAGACAAUGCAAAUAAUGAUCCUCAUUCAAUACAAUCAAGUGUUCUGCAGCCUUCUACAAGCAAUGGUGUUGCCCGUAUAAACAACUCCCAGGGUGCAACAUCCACUUCUACAUCUGCUACCACCAUUGUUGGGGUUCUUCAUCAGAAUUCCAUGAAUUCUAGGAUUGAGAACCAGAUGAACAAUCCAAACAGUCCCUAUGCUGGAACCCCAGUUCAGAUCCCAUCUGCAGGGUCCUCUACUACUUUGCCACCUGCUCAACCAAAUCCCUCUUCACCCUUCUCAUCUCCGACGCCGUCCUCUUCUAAUCUCCCUCAAAGUUCUAAUACAUUGGCUCCUUCAAUUACUGCAAACCAUGUUAAUUCAGCAAAUUCAUCUGCACAAAUUCCACCGCAGCAGUCAUCUCAGUCAAGUGAGGUUGACCCAAAUGAAUCCCAGAGCUCUGUUGAAAAAAUCAUUCCAGAAAUAAUGAUUCCAUCACAGUUCAGUGAAGCAGGUAACAUGGUCAGUGUUGGCUCUGUAAGGAAUAACUUGAAGAACGAUAAUGGGCCUCCCCAGGUUAGUGGUAGCUGCUUGAUGGGGAAUGGGUUCAUUAAUAACGGUUCAGGCAUUGGGGGUGGAGGAUUCGGCAACUUGAGUGGUGGUAUGCGUCUUUCUCCAAACCCAACUGCUAUGAGAUCUGCCAUGGGGAAUAACUCCAUGAAUUUCAGUGGAAGGGUGAGCAUGCCAUUGAUGCCUCAAGAUGCUGUGAGCCAUCAUCAGCAACAAGAAUUAGCUAACCGAUUACUUAAUGGGCUUGGAGCAGUAAAUGGCUUUAAUAAUCUUCAAUUUGAUUGGAAAUCCCCUUAAAACUGGCUUUGUUGAUUACUCUUUAUGAAUUUGCUGAGGUUUGUGGGUGGUAAUACAGAGUGCUUGUGCGAUGCAUCCUGGUUUGACUUUUGAGUUUGGAGUGGUGAUGCAUAGUUAGGAGGAUUUCUUCAACCUGGUACUGAUUAUAGGGAAGGAUAUGAUUACAUUUAACUCAGCCGUGGCAGUUGAAUAGUUAAUUGUUCAAAUCUUCUUUGAUUCCCCUCCCCGCUUCUGUCUUAAGAGUGUGGUUGUAGGGUUCCCUGUCGAUGUCCGUGUAAUGUAUAUGGUUCUCAUGUUAUACCGUAUCUUCUUUCUGUAUAACAGGUGCCAAAAGGGAACUCUGGCUUGAGGCUUUCUUAAGUAUAGCUUCCCAACAUUGUUCUCUUUUUGAUGAAAUUUUGUAUACAUAUAUUGAAUAUAUGCAGCCAAGACGAAGAAAAAAAAAAACAGUAGUAAUGCAGUUAUAUGUAAUGGAUAAAUUCUGAACAGCUUGUUUGAAUGA